CUAUUUAUAACCUCAAACAUACGUCCGCCAUGUUCAAUGAUUUUCACAAAGUUUAAGUAGGCCUACAUCUUUUAGAUGUAAUGUCUAACUGGUUAUUGAUCACUUUUCUAAAGAUGAUACACUCACAGCGCCAGCAACUAAAAAGUUAAGUCCUACCAUUAACAGAACGUAGAGUCCUACCAUUAACAGAACGUAGAGUCCUACCAUUAAGGCAGAACGUAGUAAAAUGUCGAGACCUGCAAAGUUCCAAACGUAUGACAUGAGAGUGGGAGAGCACAACAUCAAGUUACAAACUAUCGCCAGACAAGUUUUGAAUCGAGAGUUACCUAUCCGCUAUAAGAUUGGACUUCGAGAUGCUAUACUUGCCAUGAAAGAGAAAGAAAGACUGGGCUUUAAUUUUAAUAGGUCUCUGACAGCAUCUCUUAGAUCUAGGUGGGAUGUCGUGGAAAAUGCAACACUUAAUUUUUUGCAAGAAAUCGUGGACAUGAAUGACCAAAUAGAAGAGGACAGUAAGAAAAAUGAAAGACAACUUUUAAGUCUCAUAUUUACACGAUCAACAAAUAUUAGUUUGGAAGCCAGAGUGGAACAAAUGAGUGGCCUCUACAUGAGGAUGAACUUUUACAAAAAAGUCUUGGAGGAAAGAAUCAAACAAUACGAUCCAUGUCGUAACUUUCUACUUCAGUGUUGUGAAUUGAUGGGCUACUUACAGCCUGGUCAGCUGCUCGACAGAUACGCAGCACUCAUUCACGUAUUUAAGGAAUUAUACAAAGAGUAUGAGGAUCGAAUGGCUAAAAUGAACAAACUGCAGGAAAAACUUUCAGAGAUCAAGUCCGAAACUGACCACAGAAACAUGCUGCUUCACAAUGAAAUGUCCGAGCUACACAUGAAACUGAAAAAUUUAAGUACACGCAUCACUUACAUGGAAUAUGAAUUGAAUGAAAAGAUGGAUCAAUCUACUAAUACGGAGAUGGACAUUUACAGGGUCAAAAAUUCUAUUCACAGAUCAUACGUAGCUCUCAUGAACUACAGGGGCGUUGAACCAACAGAAACUGACCCAUUUCUCCAAUUAGAACAUAUAGAGACUAGAAUCCAAAAUGCGCAAGACGUGAUCAAAUACAUCCGGGAUGAGACAAUGAAACAACAUUUAAACUUUAGACGUAGACACAGAGAACAGGAAGGAGAAACGGCCAAAUCUGAAUCUUUCAGUUCCACCAGCGUGGAAACAUUUAUGACAGAGUAUAAUGACAAUAAGACGAUGGCUGGACAAGGCAACUAUAACAUCAACAACUUGGGCAUCAGAAGGAAACAAGGGGAAGAGAAACAGGAUCAUAACAACGCUAGGUUUCAACAGAGUAAGAGGAGUGGUCGGACUUUUCUGAAAGGAAGUUGUGUUGUACGUAACAAGAAAUGUGAACAAGACAAAAAGCUGCUAGAGAAAAUGUCAAAUCAUGCAAAAGUGACGAAGUUUCAGAAGUUGCCUUGUAUCGGAACAAACCAUUGGGAAAAAAUUCAAUCUAAUAUAAAUCGACAUAAUUUGGACAUGUAUGAUAGAGAACCUAAUGGAAAUGUGAAGAUUUCAGCUAAUCGUCAACUGUACACAAUUUUAAGUCAGGCAGAUUGGUCUAAGCACUCAAGAGAGUCAAAUCCUAUGCAACUAAACAUGGAAACAAAAAUCUGUCUAGAUAAUGAGCGCACUAAUAAUAUGUCAAUGCCUUUAUGUUGGAAGGCUAAAGCUAAUCCUACAAGAAAGACAGUGAACCCCAAAAUGUAGUGACAGUGACUUUGGAGUUCACAUGAAAGCUAUACCACGUGAUGGAGGCAAUAAGAUGUUAAAAGUUAAGACUGAGGUCAUCGGAGUCCAGUAGCAGAAUUCUUGACUAAGAAAGAUUUAAAGACACCCGGAGACAAUGUUUAAGUUUGAGCAGCAAUGUAUAGGACUACAGUCUUGAAACAUUUUAACUUACGACGUCCUAGAUCUGUCAAUGAGUAAAGUCUUAUAUAAUUUCAUUGAGAACACAUUUAUAUAUAUAUAUAUAUUAGAGGUGUAUGUUUGAAUGUGAUAGUAUACGUAUAAAAAUGAAAUAAUCAUUUGUCAAUAAUAGAUCAUAUACAUUUGAAAUGAAUGAUAAUGCUGUAAUAAACAAAAACAUGGGUAGCAAUACGUUUUGCUCGCAAUAAAAUUUCGGUUUGAUUAUACGAU
This is a messenger RNA of Biomphalaria glabrata, 2200 nucleotides long. RefSeq lists its product as uncharacterized. The transcript is spliced from 7 exons. Lineage: Eukaryota; Metazoa; Mollusca; Gastropoda; Planorbidae. Bases 227 to 1771 code for a protein of 514 amino acids. The record is from RefSeq and is a predicted model, not a curated record.